Cyanidioschyzon merolae strain 10D is the source of this 1917-nucleotide messenger RNA. RefSeq names its product MYB-related protein. Bases 1 to 1917 code for a protein of 638 amino acids. NCBI's taxonomy places the organism in Eukaryota, Rhodophyta, Bangiophyceae, Cyanidiales, Cyanidiaceae. The transcript has a single exon. The record is from RefSeq and is a predicted model, not a curated record. Gene Ontology annotation, molecular function: protein binding; metallopeptidase activity; DNA binding.
AUGGUGCAGGACCCGGUAGUCGGAUCUGAGACUGAAAAUGAUGCGCUUCUAGCGCAGCUGCUUUCGGCGGAGGAAGAGACGGCAGAUGCGUUAUACUACGCGAACGGCAACGACUGGAUAGAUGCGUUCUCGUGGGCGAGUCCCGAAGGUCUGGAGGCAGAGCGCAGCCAGCGCAAGGGACGGCACAAACGGAACGGCAGGCGGCGGAGGUUCAGUAACAUUGACGAAUACGAUGAAGAUGGUGAAGACGACGACGAUGAGGACUGGAUUGAAACGGUAAAGAACCGGAGACCGCGCUCGACAGCAGUAGGUCGGAGGCCGACGGCUAGCGCGCCAACUGCCGGCGCGCAGCCUGUCUCCAGUGAGCGAGAGCGAGGCGACAGCCGCGACAAUAGUGUCGGCCGCGACAGGAACCCUUCAGAGGAUAGCCCGGAACGGGGUCGGAAGCGCCCCACGGCCUGGAGUCCCGAGGAAGAGCAGCGUUUUCUCGAGGCCCUCGAGCUCUACGGACGCGACUGGCGACGAGCGGCGGCGCACGUCGGAACCCGGAGUGCGAGCAACUUCCGCUCACACGCGCAAAAGUAUUUCAUUAAGCUGUACAAGGAAGGGCGGCCUGUGCCGCCCAAAGUUGCUGAAACUGGUGCGGGUCACACGUUGAGUGGAAAACCUUUGGAUCCAAAUAGUGCAGCAGCGCGUGCAUACUUACAGGGCAGUGUCUACCGCAAAGAGCUACGUAGCCGCCACAAGUCGAGCGGUGCCGCAGAGAGCCCGGCAGGGUCAGAGGAACCCGACUUGAGCACACCAAAAACGAAGCAUGCGUCACCAGAGGCAUCCGUCGCUGCACCAACCUCAGAUAUUCAUGAAGAUGAAAUUUUCCAGCAGAUGCAGCUCGACGCACAGCUGCAGGCUGAGGAAGCGAGCGCUCCCUACGACGAGUACGCCAAAGAGAAUGCCCAUCAGGAUCCAGAGUAUACGGUAAGGGCACCCUCGAUGCCGGGACCUGCGGCUGCUGCGGAGCCUCCGGAGUACGCGAAGCGGAGACCGAAGCGAUCGACCGCGGGGCGACGGAGCAUUCGUUCACUCUACAACAUCGCGUCCGCUGAUGAUGAGCUGCGGUUUGUGAGCUGCCUAUCGUACGAGCCCGACGCCCAGCCAUUUCGAAUCGUUGUUCAGCCUCGCGCCUUGUUCAUGAUGGACCUGCAUGCGCAUCUCGAUCUACGAGAAGUCAUCGGCUUUCUGGGCGGCCGCUACGACACCACACGCAAACAACUCGAGAUCAUUGACGCGUUCGCCUGUCGAGCUGCCCAAGGGCGGGCCGGUCACCUAGACGUGGAGCUGGACCCGGAGUCAGCGGUAGAGGCGCGGAACACCAUCGAGGUAUCCGGUCUCGCCGUUGUUGCCUGGUAUCACUCCCACCCGACAUUUCCUCCUGAGCCAUCCGUUCGUGACUUGGAUAAUCAACGAAAUUACCAGAAACAAUUUGAAAGCGAGGGAGCGCCUUAUCCGUUCCUUGCCGCAAUCAUUAGCCCGUACGAUCCGAACUUGCCGAGUGUGCGGUCUGCGAUUCAGUGGUUCCACGUUGGCCUCAGUCCAGCCGAGGAUAGCUUUGCUUUCCGUUUACAAUGGGAACCGGGGCCGGUUCCUCUGCUUGCUCCAGCGGUGUCGUCGCCUGCAUCCCAUGCGACGUCCGAGAAGCUGUCGGAUGAGCUGCAGAAACGAGUUCAGCAGUUGCUGGACAACCGUUCAGUGAAGCUUGAUACAAACUGGAGCCUUCGCAACGGCGAACGCGGUGAGAGAUCGACGCUUCGUCGCGGGGAGAAGCUUUUACGAAGUCUCCGAUCACGGGUAUCGGAAACGGACGCCGACGGCCUGGCUCUGUUGGAGGAGCUGAAACCCGCUCUCCUCGCUGCAACCUGA